Messenger RNA from Plasmopara halstedii, 654 nucleotides. Its product is annotated as RxLR-like protein. The record is from RefSeq and is a predicted model, not a curated record. NCBI's taxonomy places the organism in Eukaryota, Oomycota, Peronosporomycetes, Peronosporales, Peronosporaceae. The transcript is spliced from 3 exons. Bases 1 to 654 code for a protein of 217 amino acids.
AUGUCGACCGAGCCAAGGUUUUUGAUUCGUCUACACCGGACGGUAGCACUAGCUAUCGUUGCGUUUCUUGUUUGCUCCGAGACAGUCACAUUGGCAGCUUUAAACAUGGAAUUUCAAGGUCAUCAACACUUGAGAAAGGCUAUCAGUGCUGGUUUGCAGUCUUUCACAUUGAGGUUUGAUGGCAGUGGUAAAGUGCAAGACCCAAUAUCACAUUUCGCGAAAAAAUUUGAUCAGUUCAAGCUUCAAACAAAUGAAAAUCUGUUUCAUAGCGGGUCAUUCAAAAAAUGGUUUCGGUCGAUUUACGAUUUCUUCACCAGUCAAAAAAGUUCCAACAAGGUCGGCGAAACCCCGCUCGACAAAGCAUAUGAUGUUCUCUUUGCUAUUCUGUCAAAUAGGCUACAGCUGACCGAUCUCGUUAACCAGAUCAAGAAAGCUCCCAAAAAAAGUAUGGUAGUGGACAGCCAGACCCGUAGAAUAAUUGAUAAGUGGCUCAGUGAAGCCGGGAUACUCAAAGAUAUCCCAGAGUCGCAGAAAACUACAGUAAACUCAAAUGAAGUCCAUGAUGUCGCGAAGAAGUAUGAAGACGCAGUGAAUGAUUUGCGUAGAUCUGGAAGCCCUGCAGCAGAUCGAAUGGGCCAACUCACGUGUGUCUGA